This is a messenger RNA of Hibiscus syriacus, 1115 nucleotides long. RefSeq names its product ethylene-responsive transcription factor 5-like. The transcript has a single exon. NCBI's taxonomy places the organism in Eukaryota, Viridiplantae, Streptophyta, Magnoliopsida, Malvales, Malvaceae. Gene Ontology annotation, molecular function: DNA-binding transcription factor activity; DNA binding. Gene Ontology annotation, biological process: ethylene-activated signaling pathway; regulation of DNA-templated transcription. The record is from RefSeq and is a predicted model, not a curated record. The coding region runs from base 90 to 998 and encodes 302 amino acids.
UUCUACUCUCAACCAAGAACUACUUCAAAAUUAUUCAUUCAAUUUCUCGAAAAAAAAUCCUUUGAAAUUCUUUUAUUUGUUCUUUGGAUAUGGAAGCAAGCAGUGAAGUAUCAAGCACGCUUCAAUAUAUCAAACGAUAUUUACUCGACGAACUUUCUCCAGUUGGAUUAGGGAGUUUUUCUACUCAAAAUCAAUGGAUUACUGAGACGAAGCCUCAAGUUUCCACCUCUAAAUUGGAGAUUUCGAGCUCUGAUUCGUCUCUUACUGUAUCCGAUUUUAAUUCCGUGGACGAUAAUGAUUUCUUUCAAUUCUCUCCUAAUUUUCUUGGCUUUCAAUUUGAGUCGAAACCUAAAGUUAUCGAUCUCACCACGCCUAAAUCCUUCUCAUCCAACGCCGGUGCUUUUGGAUUUGAGUUCAAACCUCAAACACUUUCAGCGGCUAAACCUGAAGUUUCUUCGAAUUCGAGCUCUCGGACUCGAAAACCGUCGCUGAAAAUCUCGUUACCUCCGAAGGUGGAGCAGAUUCAGUUCGGUACACCGGAUUUAACUCAGGCAGAGCCGAAGAAGCAUUACAGAGGAGUCCGACGAAGGCCGUGGGGGAAGUUCGCGGCGGAGAUCAGAGAUCCGUCCCGACGAGGGUCUAGGAUCUGGUUAGGAACCUUUGAAACGGCCAUCGAAGCCGCAAGGGCUUACGACCGAGCUGCUUUCCAGCUACGUGGCUCGAAAGCAGUUGUUAAUUUCCCUCUUGAAGUAGGAAAGUCGGAUGCUAGCGCCGACGACGGAGAGAAGAAACGGAGCAGAGAUGACGGCGAAAGGGGGGAGAGAAUAGUGAAGGCAGUGAAGAGAGAAAAUGAUGACGUGGCCAAAGAGAAAAGUAACGGUGAAGUGCCUUUGACGCCGUCAAGUUGGUCUACCUUUUUGGAUUUGGAGAAUAUGAAGGGGAUAUUUAACGUGCCACUGUUGUCGCCGUUGAGUUUUCCCCAAGUUCUAGUUAUAUGACGAUGAUUUGUCAGUUUUUUAAAUGGCUGACGUGGAUAUUUUAUUAAAUUCGUUCAAGAUUUUUUUUAUAUUGUAUAUAUAUGCCCGAAUUUCUAUUAAAAUAUUCUUUCAUUGGAU